AUGACAGAAAGAGAGCCAGAAGAAGAAUACACCAUCUUUGGAUAUGGAUCACUCAUUUGGAAAGUAGGCACCGCGGAAAAAUAUGCAUUUUCAUUGUACACUAACCCUCACUCCGGUCACGUCUACAAUCGCGCUAUAUCUAGCCACCACCACAUGUCAUCAAACGGACACUAUGUCCGACGCUUUGCCCAAUCCUCGAGCGAUCACCGAGGCACUCCGGAGUUCCCGGGACGAGUCGUCACCUUGAUUCACGCCGAUGAAUGGGCACAUUUCAAUUCUCAGGACGCCUUUCCACACGAGGAUACAGUCUGGGGGGUCGCGUACACAAUCGACCCUAUAUACGCAAAGGAGGUCAAGGAAUAUUUGGGUGAGUUGGAAUCAGAAUUAUGGGGCCUAAAUGAAUACCUACAUGACUGCCGUAUAGAUUAUCGCGAAAAGGAUGGCUAUACCAUCCACAGAGUGGACGUGUACGGGAUCAAUGAUGGCACGGAGUUUGUAGCUGUAUCGCAGGCGACUGUCAAUAUCAAGGAAUCCCUGCUCAAAGGUCGCCAGUUGGUUCAGAACCACUCGAUUAUCUUGCCAAGCGAAUAUUUGAAAGUGUCGGACCAUCAGGAUUACUUGAUGGAAUUAUCGAAGGCUGUCAGAGAGCUCGCACCAGAUAGUCGCGAUUCUCACUUGGAACAACUCGAGAUACGUGUUAAAGAGUUGGAGAGGCUUCAUACUCAAACGAGCUCUUAA
This is a messenger RNA of Acaulospora colombiana, 738 nucleotides long. The record is from the annotation of a GenBank genome assembly. NCBI's taxonomy places the organism in Eukaryota, Fungi, Glomeromycota, Glomeromycetes, Diversisporales, Acaulosporaceae.